ACCAGAGGAGACCAACAGAAGAGUGAAAAAUGUUUUGAUUACACUAUACUGGCUUGGGAGAAAAGCUCAAAGUAACCCUCAUUAUAAUGGUCCAUACCUCAGUCUUAAAGCAUUUGAGAAGUUAUUAGGGCAAGCAUUGACUAAGGCGCUUGAAGAGUCCAGCCACCUGAACAGAAGUGGCAGGGAUAGUGGGUACGGUGAUAUUUGGUACGUUGACCGGGGAGAGCCCUUUUCAUCUUCUGCUAGCCAUAAAAGAGACGAUUCCUUUGAUAGCUUGGACUCUCUUGGUUCAAGAUCUUCCACAAGCUUUUCAUCAGAUAUAACCUUGAAAGGUGGCAGUGAAGGUUGCGACAGCGACACAGACUCAGAACUGCCUUUCAAAAUGCAUGACUCCCAUAAAGAUGACAGGCCUUACCGUAGGACUUCUGUGAUUGAACCGAAACCUACCGCUGACUUCAAUCGCUUCUUACCCAACAAAAACAAGCAGACUGCAUAUGUGCCGGCACCCUUAAGGAAGAAGAGGACAGAGAAGAAUGAGGACAACAGGAGGAGCUGGGCAAGUCCUGUCUUCACCGAGUCAGAUGGAACAUUUUCAAGUGGACGUGAAAGGAAUCCCGUAGCUUCCUGCCAAAAUAGCAGAGCAGAGUGUGGGCUCACAAAUCCAGCUUCCCUCCAGAUGAUCUCUGAGUAUGACAGUGGCUCUGAUUCAGAAGCUGAAAGAAGGCUGCCCGACGUGGUUAUGGAUGACUUAGCAAAACGUAGAUUUCUAGUCAAAAAGAGCCCUGUAAGCUCUGCUGCACCUGGACAUCAUUUCGUGUUGCGCAAUGACUCUCCUAAAUCUUGCUCACAAGAAAGUUAUCCAGCUGGUCCACUAGCUGCAAUGCUUGAACCACUGAG
This is a messenger RNA of Pelecanus crispus (Dalmatian pelican), 897 nucleotides long. Lineage: Eukaryota; Metazoa; Chordata; Aves; Pelecaniformes; Pelecanidae. The record is from RefSeq and is a predicted model, not a curated record.